Humulus lupulus (European hop) is the source of this 1147-nucleotide messenger RNA. RefSeq lists its product as uncharacterized. The transcript has 5 exons. Bases 290 to 730 code for a protein of 146 amino acids. The record is from RefSeq and is a predicted model, not a curated record. Lineage: Eukaryota; Viridiplantae; Streptophyta; Magnoliopsida; Rosales; Cannabaceae.
UGAUCCCAAUUUUCACAAACUUCAUCAAAACUACUCAUCCUUCUUCACCAACAAUACUUUGUCCUCUGGAGAUUUCAGAUUAUAUGAUAGUUAUGAAGCACGAUUUGCUUUGGACACAAGAACAUAUAAUAUUUUUCAUGAAAAGUACCAAAAAGUUGCGAAAACUCUAGUGUUGGUUAACUGUGAAAGAGUAGUGAAGAAUUCUUCUUACAUUGAUGCAACUCCUUGCAUAUUAAAGAGUAAUAAUAGCAGUUUUAUUUGGUCUUAUUAUCUAUUGGAUAUUGCUGAAAUGAGUCCUUCUGAGUUGGAGGAGUCCUGUUGGGUACAACAAGUGAGUCUCGUAGAUGAAACAAGCUUUCAAGGAUCCAAACCUUCCUGUUAUGACAUCAACAAGCAGCUAGCUCUAGGGUUUCAGCUUUCAUGGAUCCAAAGCUUUGACAAAACAGAAGGGAUUCGACAAAUUUGUCGCCUCAACGAAAAGUCCAACAAAGUUAGUUGUUGUUAUUAUUUUUCUACAUGCAUAUUUAGAGAAACGUUCAGACCAAAUGAAAGAAAUCAAAAGUGUGAUUCGUCCGAAAUAUUUUUGAGCAAUGUUAUGUUUUGCACAAAAUAUUACUUAUGCAAUAUAGGAAGCUACAUAUAUAUUGCCGGAUUCUUGGCAGCAAUAAGAACACUACCUGGAUUUUCAUGGACUGCUGCAUCACAUUUUUUCCUUUAUUAUUUCCUAUAAUCUUAACAUUUGACCAUCUAAUUAACAAUUAAGUUGAUUAUAGAAUUUUAAAUAACAUGACUUAGGGUAAUAACAUGAUAUGGAACAUACAUCUAACUUUUUUAUUUUUUAUAAUGUUGAUAAUAAUGUUUAGGUUAAUAUUUUGACUGGUCUUGAAGCAUUGGAUCGGUAGCUAAUUGCAAGAGGGAUGAUUUUAGAAAGAAAUUCAUGGCAGCCAAUCCUUACUUUGGAAAGGCAGUGACGAGGAUGAGUACAAGGAAAAGAAGAAGAAAUAUAUGUUGUUUGACAAUGAAUUUAGUGUUUUAUUAUAUUUGUAAUUUUUAUUAGAGUAAAUGAUUCUUGUUUCAAUGGUUAAUUAUUUACUUUGUAAAUCUAGUUACAUAUUUUUUAAGGUCAAAACGAUUAUAAUUUUAAUAA